AUGUCUGCCUCCAGCCAAAACAACAUCGAUGUCGAUGCGUUGCUCGACUUUUCUGCCUGUGAUGGCAGCUACAACUCGCCUUCGCUGUCGCCAUCGACGAGCUCAAAGCCUACCUUUGCCAGUCCAGUUACCGCUGCUGUCAGCACUCCCAGUCUCCCAACCUCAUCUCAGACCCUGAGCGGUCCUAGUCACAACUAUGAUAUGUACCGCCAGCAGACCGGAUUUGUGCCUGGUGCCUUGACAAACACCAUGGCCGUCAACCAGACCAACAACACCGGUUAUCAGGACUUCGGCAGCCUCGACUACCUCUCCAGCUUCAGCCCCGAGAACGACGUCUUUGAUUUCAACGCUUCUCCGUCGCAGGCCACUAUGGAUAUGGAGUUCGAAUCUACCACUGAUUCUCAGUUCUUCUCUACCGUCAACCCCAGCAGCAUUGAACAGGAUGCUUCACCUCUUUCACAGACUAGCAGCGUCGGCCGUCUCUGGCCUGGCGCCCACUCCCAAGCCGCUCUCGCCAAAGCACAAGCACAGCAGCGACAGCAGCAGCUCAUUCAGCAUCAGGCUCAGCGUCAGAGCCCCCAGAAGCCUCGUGGCAAGGCUCCCCAACCCACAGAUCCCAUUGUUGAGCAGAAGAUCACUCAACUUCUGAACUCGAUGCGGGCCAAGGCUGCUUCCGACGAACCCGAGUCUCAGUCUGUUCUCAACAACCUGCCCAAGGCUAAGAAGGACGAGGAAGAGAUGGAUGAGGAUGAACGUCUCCUUGCCAGUGAGGAGGGCAAGAAGCUCAGCAGCAAAGAGCGAAGACAGCUCCGAAAUAAGGUGUCAGCCCGCGCUUUCCGUUCCCGAAGAAAGGAAUACAUCUCCCAACUUGAAGCUGAGAUUGCCAACAAGGUCAACGAGAAUGGUGACCUUAGAUCGCAGAAUCGUGCUCUCAUGGAUGAGAACAAGCGUCUGUCUGACCUGACACGCAUGCUACUCUCAUCGCCAUCUUUCUCGACAUUUCUCGACCACCUCAGCACAAGCCCUACCGCGCUCCCCCAAGGCUCUCCUGUCAAAGUUGAGCAGACCCAGCAACAGGAGCAGAACCAGGUCCCCAAGGACGUCAACGCCUACAACGGCCAGUUCUCCUCCCAGCAGCAAAUCGGAAUGGCCAUGAUCCCUGAACAGACCAUGGACUUCUCUCUCCUCAGCCUGGGCAACACCUACAACUUCCAGCCUCAGGUCUUCGUUGUCGACACCCCUGAGAUGCCCAAUGCUAUUGAUGCCUCUGUCCUAUCUGGCAAGACAUCUAACUUUGUCGAGGAGUCUUUCAGCUCUGAAGAUGAGAAGGUCGAGGUUCCUGUCAUUGAACGUCCAGUGGAGACCAAGGCUGUGGAGGCUCCCGAGACUUCGGUUGACGAGGAGUUUGAGUCUGACCCCGAAUUUGCUCUGUUCCAUUCUCAACCCGCCACUACCGCUGAAGCUACCAAGGAUAUCGACACUGACAGUCUGACUGAUGUCGACCUCUUCGGUGGCAUCGAAUCUGAGAAGGUGUUUGACCGCUACGAACUUGUUGAUGCCACGGAAGAAGAAGCCACUGCUGUAUUUGCCAUGGCCCGCGUCCAAAGAAUAAGUGCCACUAUCGACUCUGUUGUGUCAAGGUUAGAACUCUUGACGAUGGAUUUGUAA
Molecule: messenger RNA, 1668 nt
Organism: Pochonia chlamydosporia 170
Lineage: Eukaryota; Fungi; Ascomycota; Sordariomycetes; Hypocreales; Clavicipitaceae
Product: bZIP transcription factor (LziP)
Exons: 2
Coding region: 1-1668 (555 amino acids)
Biological process (GO): regulation of DNA-templated transcription
Molecular function (GO): DNA-binding transcription factor activity
Source: RefSeq, a predicted model, not a curated record